UCCCUUUCUUUCUAUAGUAACAAACAUCCUCAAAACCAAACUUGUAAACUAAAUCUUGUUUUUUUGUUUUAUUGGUUGUUGCUGUUUUAGUGUCUCAAGCUAGCCGUAUAUAUCUCCUCUCCUUUUAGCUUCAUUGGUUCUCAGGAAUUGAACAGCCACAAUGAGCCCAGGAAAGUUGCAUCAGCAACAGCAGCAUAUCAUUAUCAAUGGCCUUCGCCUUUCUCCAUUGAAGAUCAACAAGGCUUCCCAGCUCAUUCACAAACAAUCUUCUUCUUCUUCUUCUUCUUCUUCAAACAAUUCCUUAUGUAAUAUGGGUGGUGAAACAAAGCGAGAGCAGCAGACGCAAAGAAAUGUUAAUCCUGUCAUUAUUUACACGCAUUCACCAAAAGUUAUCCACACACAGGCUAGGGAUUUCAUGGCUUUGGUGCAAAAACUGACGGGUCUUUCCAGCUCUAGAAAUGAUGAACCAUCAUUGCUGCCUGCUCAACAGAUACAAGGCAGUGGUGUUACUAAUAAGGGUUCAGACUCAAAGCGAGGCAGGAGCAAUGAGAAUGAGAAUUCUCUGAUUUCAACUGAUGAGAAUUGUGGUGGCGGUGGUAUCAAUUCACCGAUUCUCAACCCGCCAAAGAAUCCGUAUUUUGCUGACAUUCCAUUGUUUACACCUACUUCGGUCGAUUACUUUUGCUCGCCUAAGCCUGUGUACAGAUAUUCUGAGUCAGCUUAUUCAUCAUCACCAGUCAUUGGGAAUUCCGUAUCUCCUUCUGCUGCUCUGGAGUUCAUCAAAGGAUUGCCUGAAUAUUAAUUGGCAUGAUAUCAAAGUAGUCUAAAGGGAAUUAGAGAGGCCAUUGAAGCAAAUUAGUAGUGAAGUGCUGAACUUCCACAGAUAUGAUGAUUAAUGGAGUUUCCUCCUUGCCGUGUCCAUAGAAGAGAGGUCGAUUAGUUCUUUUAUAUUGUUAAUCCGUAUGUUUAUUUACUACUCUUAUCAUUAUUUCUUGUAAUGUUUAAUUGUGCUAUUAGGAUGAUGGAUCGAUCAUCUAAAGAUUGAUCAAUGUGAAUAAAUAUGUAAAUUUAAUUCA
This is a messenger RNA of Ricinus communis (castor bean), 1076 nucleotides long. Its product is annotated as VQ motif-containing protein 8, chloroplastic. The transcript has a single exon. Gene Ontology annotation, cellular component: nucleus. Bases 161 to 802 code for a protein of 213 amino acids. Lineage: Eukaryota; Viridiplantae; Streptophyta; Magnoliopsida; Malpighiales; Euphorbiaceae. The record is from RefSeq and is a predicted model, not a curated record.